Penicillium mononematosum is the source of this 1056-nucleotide messenger RNA. RefSeq lists its product as uncharacterized. Lineage: Eukaryota; Fungi; Ascomycota; Eurotiomycetes; Eurotiales; Aspergillaceae. The coding region runs from base 1 to 1056 and encodes 351 amino acids. The transcript is spliced from 3 exons. The record is from RefSeq and is a predicted model, not a curated record.
AUGGCGUACUACGAGGAUCGCCGUUAUCGCGAGCCGCGCGACCGCUACACACGAGCCAGUUACGCUGACCCGUAUGAUGAUCCUCGUGGUCGUUAUAGACGACACGAGCGAGACUCAUAUGUACCCCGCGCCAGCACCGACUCGAUCGAGGAAGUCCAGCGCGACUACCCCCCAGGCUCAGAGUAUGCCUACGAGCGUCCUUAUAGUUCUCGUCGGCCGAGGCGACCCGUUUACGAAAAUGUGCGCCGCGCCUCCUCCGUCAGCGGAUACGAUCCAUACAACGAUGCAUCUUACCGAAGCUCUGGUCCUCGUCGGUCAAGACACUACGAGGAUAAACGCUCCCGUCGCCCAAAAUACGAUUCUGAUUCUUCUCCAAGCCGUUCUCCACCCCGCCACAGACGUCGCAAGUCGUUCAGCGAGCAAGCCCUGGGCGCCCCAGGUCUCGGGGGUGCCGCUUCUUCAGCCAGUCGCGGAGAGCGUGGUCGCGAUUCGCGAAGCCGCAGUCGCCACCGCGGUGGUAGCAAGCGCGAUAAAAGUGAGCAGCGCAUCGCACAGGCUGCUCGCGCCGCCCUGACAGCCGGCGCUGUUGAGGCAUUCAAGCAGCGCAAAGAGCCAGGUGACUGGGCCGGUGCGAAAGGAAAGCGCGUUCUCACUGCCGCUGUGACGGCUGGUGGUACCGACGGCCUUGUCGAUAAAGAUCCCAACAAGCACGGGAAACGUCAUGUUAUCGAGUCCACGCUUGCAGGUCUGGCUGCCAGUCAUUUCGUUGGUGGUGGUUCGCGCUCGCGGUCUCGUGGCCGAGACGGCGGUCGGUCUUCAAGUGGUGGCCUCAAGAAUCUCGCUGCUACUGGAGCUCUUGCUGCUGCAGGAAAGGAAAUCUAUGAUCGAUACUCGAAAUCGCGUUCUCGGCCUCGCGGCCGCAACGAUUCCCGCGACAGUGACGAGGAGCGUGGCUCCCACAAGCGCAGCAAGAGCGUUUCGGAGUACAUCAGUAAGGGAAUGGCCGCCCUGGGACUUGGAAGAAGAAGAAGACCGUCGCGACAGCAGAGAUCGUAA